Cyprinus carpio (common carp) is the source of this 3620-nucleotide messenger RNA. Its product is annotated as microsomal triglyceride transfer protein-like. The coding region runs from base 217 to 2877 and encodes 886 amino acids. The transcript is spliced from 18 exons. Gene Ontology annotation, molecular function: lipid binding. Gene Ontology annotation, cellular component: basolateral plasma membrane; endoplasmic reticulum; Golgi apparatus. The record is from RefSeq and is a predicted model, not a curated record. Lineage: Eukaryota; Metazoa; Chordata; Actinopteri; Cypriniformes; Cyprinidae. Gene Ontology annotation, biological process: lipoprotein metabolic process; cholesterol homeostasis; lipid transport.
UGAGGAGCAUUCAUUCACCAAAUCUCAGCAAGCUCUGCCGGUUAAUUAUUAGCCGUUAUCUCGUACUUAGUACUGGAGCGUGGAGUUUGGAGUCUGAACCUCAAAUCCAGAUAAACAGAGAGAGAGAGAGAGAGAGAGAGAGAGCUGGAGGAGCAGGCAGCCAUCCUUUCUCUGGCCCGCAGACCUUUAACGCGCACAGCACUCAGCGAGCCAACCAUGCUGCGGCUUGCUGGACUUUUACUAUGUGUGACCUCCUUUUUAAGUACCUCAUCUCUUGGUGCGAGUGCUGGACCUCAGAUAGAUAAUGACAAACUCUACAAAUACAGCUACAGCGCUGAGGUCGGGCUCAACAGGCCAACAGGAUCCACUAGGGGGAAUGCUGGUUUCAGGAUUAGCAGUGAUGUGGACAUCAGCCUCGUCUGGAGGAACUCAGAGAUCCAGGAUGAGCAGCUACUUAGAGUGCAGAUUUCAAAUGUUCAAGUUGAAAGUGCUGGAAAGCGUUCGCGCAAACACAACAUCUUCCAAGGCAGCUCAGCAGAAAGCAUUCUGGGUAAAGUCAGACUUGAGGCACUUCAGAGGCCCUUCAUGGUGCUGUGGAAGAUGGGCAAGAUCAGAAGCCUGUAUGCCCAGAAGGCGGAGCCUGCUACCAUCAAAAACUUGAAGAGGGGUGUGGCCAGUAUGCUAAUGAUGCAGCUAAAGUCCGGGAAGAUGUUGGAGGCUGAUGCUUCAGGGAAAUGUUUAGUUGAGUACAAGGCUACCAAAGAUCAGGUGGUCCGUAUAAAACACUUGGAUACUUGCAAAACACAAGAGAUGGGAUUUACUACACACAGCCCAGUAUUGGGUGUCAGUGGGAAGUCUGCUUCUGAAACAGUUAUCACUCUGGAGAAUGGCAUCAUUAAGUCUUCUGAUGUUGAAGAAACACACACGUUGUCCGUCAAUGCUCAUCAUAAAGCUGCAACUAAAGUCCUGUCCAGGCAGUCAUUGACGCUUAAAAAGAUUGAGGUUGGCCCAGCAGAAGUGGCCGGUAAAGACGCCGCAAGUGUGGUGAAGUCUCUGGAUGACAAACUCAUGUCUGUUGGAGUCAUGGGGGAGAAAGUUAAAACCAAAUGCAAGGGAUGCCCCAAUCUGAUGGAUACAUGGAAGGCAGUGAGGUCUCAGCUAGAGCUGGACUCACUCUCUAAAGCAGAAGCCCCAAAGAGCUUCCUCAUGCUCUUACACAGCCUGCGCAAAGCCAGCAAGUCAGAGAUCCUGACUGUACUGCGCAACUGCAGCAAGACUGUACUGCCUCAGCUGGUGGAUGCAGUAACAUCAGCUCAGACUCCAUCUUCUCUCGCAGCCAUUCUGGAGUUUCUGGACUUCAGCAAAAAGGAAGGUUUAAUGCUGCAGGAGCGCUUCCUGUACGCAUGUGGCUUUGCCUCUCACCCUACAGAGAACAUGCUGCACUCCUUGCUGGUAAGAGAACUGCAUUACUGCACUCACACAUUAAUUAAGUUGUGGAGUGUGAUCAUCAUGGGAGCUCUGCUCAGGAAACUCUGUCUGAAAGGAGCAUGUGAAGUACCGACAGUGGUUAAGGUGAAAGAGAUGCUGUUGACAGGCCCUGACAGCACUCAGGUGGAGUCCGAGAUUCAGAUGUACCUGCUAGCAUUGAAGAACGCUCUUCUGCCGGAGGGUGUUCCUGUUCUAGCCAAAUAUGCUGAGUCUGAGGUGGGAGCAUUUAGCACCAUUGCCAUCACAGCACUGCAGAGAUACAACCCUGAGCUGAUCACACCAGAGGUGAAAAAGAUGCUGAACCGCAUAUACCACCAGAACCAGCGUAUUUAUGAGAAGAACGUUCGUGCUGCGGCAGCUGAUGUGAUUAUGAGCAGUAGUCCAUCCUAUAUGGAAGUGAAGAACCUUCUGCUCUCCAUCGGACACCUGCCUCAUGAGAUGAAUAAAUACAUGCUGUCUAAAGUCCAGGACAUAUUGCGCUUCGAGAUGCCAGCCUGUAAAUUAGUACGACAAGUGAUGAAGGACAUGGUUUCCCACAACUAUGACAGGUUCUCAAAGACCGGGUCAUCCUCUGCUUUUUCAGGCUUCAUGGCACGAACUGCUGAUGUCACUUGCACCUACAAUUUGGACAUCCUGUACUCUGGCUCUGGCACUUUGAGGAGAAGCAACAUGAACAUUUAUGGUCAGAGUAACAAUGCCCUCCUUCAUGGCCUUCAGGUGACCAUUGAAGCACAGGGUCUAGAGUCUCUAAUUGCAGCCACGCCGGAUGAAGGAGAAGAAGAUCUGGAGUCUUUUGCUGGAAUGUCUGCUCUGCUGUUCGAUGUGCAGCUCCGCCCAGUGACCUUUUUCAAGGGCUACAGUGACCUGAUGUCCAAGAUGUUCUCUAUGUCUGGAGAUCCGAUCAAUGUGGUGAAGGGCCUUAUUCUUCUGACAGACCACUCACAGGUGAUUCCUCUACAGUCUGGUCUAAGAGCCAAUGCUGAGUUCCAAGGUGGUCUGGCCAUCGAUAUUUCUGGAGGGAUGGAGAUCAGCUUGUGGUACAGAGAGUCUAAGACAAGUGUCAACAACAGAGGAGCACUGGUCGUCAUCGGUAACGUGACUGUGGAUACGGACUUUGUAAGUGCUGGAGUGGAAGUAGGUUUUGAGACAGAGGCCACCCUGGACUUCAUCACCACUGUGCAGUUCUCGGAGUACCCCUUCCUCGUCUGCAUGCAGAUGGACAAAACCACUUUCCCCUUCAGAGAGAUGGUUUCCAAGCAGGAGAAACUGCCCUCAGGACAGACAUUCUUCUCAAAGAAGAGCAGAGAUCAGCUGGUGCCGGGCUCAGAAUUUCCUCUACACCAGGAGAACUCCAACAUGUGCAAGAAAGUCUUUGAACAGGCCUGGUAGACCAGCUGGGAUCUAUGCUUUACCUAGCAAAUGUAAAAGGUUUUCACGCAAACAACCACUCUACAUUUUGCAUCUAUUGUGUGCAUGUUUUGGAGUGGCUGUAUGUGCUAAAACCUUGUGUUAGUCAGGCAUGUGAAGGUUUUUUUUUUUUUUCUGCCGUGAUUUCACAGAAGAACAUUUUUGGCUCCCCAAAGAACCUUUCAGUACACAGUUCAAGAACCAUUUUUUUUCUUAGUGCGAAGAACAUUUUUUCCUCUAUAAAGUGGAAUAAAAAGGUUCCAUGGAUGUUAAAAGCUCUUAAUGGAACCACAGAUGCCAAUAGAGAACCUUUAUUUAUACGAGUGAAUUAUAAGAGUCUUUACAAUAAGUCCUGUCCUAUUUUCUCCAUUUAAGAAUGAUUAGCGCAAAUUCAAUUAAUAUUUUUAUAAAGAAGAGGAAUGUACAAAAAUUGUCAGGAUAACCCUUGGCACUCUCGCCAUGUGACAGAAUUAUUUGCCCCAUAAUAACAAAAGUGAGAUAUUUAUAAAUGAUAACAUUAGAGCAUUAUAACAGGACUGCGUAUUUGAGGUGCUACUGUGUUAUUUAUUUAUUCAGAGGGCUUUCUGACACACUUCAUCCCUCCUCAGGCAGUUCAUGCUGUCUGGUUUCCAUGAUUUCACCAGAUGUUUACAUUCUUGAGAAUAUUUAUGGCAGUCUUGUACAUGGGAAGAUAAUCAACCAUGAAUAAAGGUUUUUUUUUUGUC